Molecule: messenger RNA, 5565 nt
Organism: Dermacentor andersoni
Lineage: Eukaryota; Metazoa; Arthropoda; Arachnida; Ixodida; Ixodidae
Source: RefSeq, a predicted model, not a curated record
GUGGUUCGGGCGCCUCUCGCCCUCACCACGUGCCCGCCUCCUCUCAAGGGUCAUCACCACCGACCAACGUUCCGAAAACAUUCGCAUCGCAUCGCUCCGGCGGCGGCUGUUGCAGUCUUCCGGACCAACCUGCACCGCACUCGUGCUCGCGCCCGUUACGGCGGCAGUCGCUUUAGCCGGCGGCGUCAGUUCGAGGUGGGCGCGCGGUGCAUGCCACAGUGUUCGCGAUAAGAAAGUGCCGGUCCCCCCUCCCCCCGCGUCCCUCACCUUACCCUUCCUUGUCUUUGUGACUGAAGCGCUGUUUGCAGACGGACAUAAUCAGCAUAUCGUCGAUGGGUCGUAACGCGUCGUCCUCGCUUCCCAUGGUUUGUUGCAUAAGCUAGCUGGCGACCCGUGGGACUAAUCGGGGAGGAGCGUAGAACGCGGUUUGCUCCUCUGGUUCCGGCUCUGAGGUCUUGUUGGCACACGGCCAGCGACCAGACGGAUUGGACACCUCCAACUCGGGAUUUGCCUGCUCUACGCUGCAUAGUCAGUGUCGUUGCUCUGGCGUGACAUGUGUGCGACGAUGCGUUGGCUCCUGUGUCGCGUCGUGCGGUUGUUGCCAUAGCUUCGACGUUCGCUGUGCUUCGUCGCCCUCUGAAUGAUACUGCGGCGCCUGGCGGCCAUCCGGGGACAUCUUACGACCGGCGCCGGCUUGUGAGUGCCAGCGCCUUUGGUGACAGCUGGUGGAGUGUUUUUCUAAGGUUACCGGACACAACGACAUGCGGUGGAAGGACGUCACCCUGGUGCUCCUCGUUCAGCUUUCUCUAUGGAAGGCGUCCUCACAGGCCGAGCCCCCGUGGGAGGGCAAGGACCUCUCGCUGCCGGAGCCGCCGAGCGACCUUCCACGCCUGAUAGGCGUCGAGGUGGCCUGCGGCAAGCGACACAUGCGCGUCCAGCUGCAGUUCAGCGCGCCCUUCCACGGCAUCGUAUUCUCCAAGGGACACCACGGGCAGCCCGAGUGCGUCUACGUGGGGCCCCGCUCGGGCAUCACGGCCGCGAACUUCGACGUCUUCUACGACCGAUGCGGCACCAAGCCGGACCACCACGGCAGCUUCUACGAGAACACCAUCGUGGUCCAGUACGGCGUGGACAUCAUCGAAGCGUGGGACGAAGCCAAGCGGUUGCGCUGCGAAUGGCACGACGCGUACGAGAAGUCGGCGCUGCGCACGCCUUCCAUCCAGCUGGCCGACCUGGACGUCCAGGAGCUCAACUUCCAGGGCGACAGCGUCGGAUGCUGGAUGGAGAUACAGGAAGGCAAGGGUCCGUGGGCGAAGCAGGUGUCGAGCAUCGUGCCGCUGGGCAGCCCGCUGACCAUGGUGGUCGCCAUCAACGACCGCGACAAGCAGUUCGACAUGCGCGUCAAGUCGUGCGUGGCGCACGACGGCCUGCGCGGCCCGAUCCAGCUGACGGACGACCGCGGCUGCGUGCUGCGGCCCAAGAUGCUCACGGCCUUCAUGAAGGUGCGCGACUUCAGCGGCAAGGCGAGCGUGGUGGCCUUCUCGCACUUCUACGCCUUCAAGUUCCCCGACACCAUCGAGGUGCAGAUACAGUGCGUGGUCGAGAUAUGCCGCCACGGGUGCCCCGACGACUGCCCCGCCCACGAGCAGCACCCGGCCCACGGAGGCGGUGGUGACCUGCCUCCGCCAAAUCACCUGGAGGAGCACCAGCGACCGCCCGAACGCCACCAACCGAGACCGCCGCAUCACCAGCGGCCCCACUACGCCGCCUCGUCGUCCCAGCAUGACCAGACGCUGGAGAACGCGCCCUCGCAGCAGCAGCAGCAGCAGCAGCAUCGCCACGAUCCACAGCGGGAAGGGGUGGCCGCAGGCAGUUCCGUGCACGCGAUCAAGCACCAGCCGCAGCCCCCACCUCAGCAACAGAGCAGCAGCGCCACCCAGCCCACGGUGCAGCGUCACACGGUUCCAUUCGGUCUUCCCCUACUGUCGGUCAACGUCCUGCCUGACCAUUACUAUCCACCGACGCCACCAGGAGUCCACACGGGCCAGUUCCACCCUCUGAAUAUCGCCUCCGGGCAUCGGGCUCCUCCCCCGCAUCUGUCGUACCCGCCCUUGGACCCCCACCUACAAGUGAUGCCCCGACGUCCUUCUUACGAAGAGGCGGACGAGCAGUUACUCCCGGAAGGCCCACUCAAGGAUGUCACCACGGACCCUCCUGAGUUUUCCACAACACCUUCACAGCACGAAAUCACUUCUCACACAACCAGCGGGAAGAAAUUCGAAUCCAUCGCACAGAAACAGUCCUCCAGGGAUUCGGAGCUAUCCGCUGCCACCGCUCAGCCUGAAGACAACCCCACUAUGCGACCCCUAUAUUAUGAAGCUCCCAAGUCAGCGGAAGCCCAGCCGCCACGUUCUGAACAGGCUCCCACAACGACGAAGCCCGCGUUGCCGCAUACGGAGGUCGAGUACGAAGACGACGAUGAGACUACGUCAGAUACGCGGACCACAACGACAUCAGCGACCCCAACGAGCACGAGUGACGGGUAUUUUACGCCCACGCCUCGAGACACUUUCAACAUGCCUCCACCUGUGCGUCCGUACCCGCAGACUCCGCCGCAGGAAGGGUCUGUUUCCGAGGGAAACAAAAUCGACGCGCCCGACCCUAGUUCGGCAAGGCCGGUGUUCUUCUCGUAUUCGCCACCUUCCAGAGCCCCCGUCCACAUCCCUGUAGAAACCGACGGCAACGCCUCCGGGGGCGGCAAAUUCAGCGCCAUCAGACCGCGGCCUCCGGCACCGGCUGGCCCGACCGGCGAGCAGUACCGACACCCGAGACCCCACUACCCGUACCCGAUAUCCAAGAUCGGGCCGGGUGCAAGCAACCCUGACAUCUUCCAGGAAAGAGUCGACACCGUUUCCGAAACUGCGUCAGAACUUCCUUCCACUGUCGCUCAGACCGAGACCACGCACGACGCGAACAAGUCCGAAACGCCGUCGACCACCACGUCGACGACGACGACGACAACCGCAGACCCGACGCACGUUUCCAAGGUUCCCAUCCAGGCUUCUGUGACGCUCAUGAGCGGCCGCUUCCCGAAUGGCCCGCGCUCACUCAAGACCAAGCGCAACGCCGUCGGCUCGUCCGACCAGCUGGGCGUCCGCGGCUCGCUGAGAGUCAUCGCGGGCGUCGACUUGGCCUUCCUGCCCAACGUGACGAGGGACAACGCCGCCAUCUUCACCGGUCGCUACGAGGAGAUCAUCUACGGCGUCUGCCUUCCGGCUACGGGUCUUGCGGCCAGCGUGGGCGCCUUCGUGCUGCUCAUCCUGUGCACCACGUGUAUCGCGGCGUACCUCUACUACGUGCUCAGGACGUACGAGGCCAAGUCGAAGCAGUCGUUCGUACUCCGCAGGUUUCUCUCGACGUACAGAAACAGAAAGAUGAAGCACUGAAAACUCUCCAGCUUCGCCCUAGGUUUACAACGGUGUUUUGUUUCAAAGCCCGCGGAACAAUCUCAGGAAAGGAAACUUUGCGCCCAUGGCGACGUUGCCGAUCGUGCUUUCGACUCUUGCAUCGUGCACCGAAGGUUGUUUGUUGUGUGAAACUUUGCGUCAGUGUGCACUGCUGAGGAAUACGCGGAUCGUGGACGGCUGAGGGUGUCGCUAGGGAUCGUGAUGUCGAAAUCACGCCAACAGGACGCCAUCUGUUGACAAAUACAUACGAACAGCGCGGCGACGUCGACCAAACAGCUAACGCCUAAGGCUCGUUGACUGACUCGUCUGUAUACGAGCUCUCGUUUAGACUGAGGAGUUGGAAGUUAAUGGGGAAAGAACAAAAAAGUUGCUGAGUGUGAAAGUAUCGCGCGAUGACUGAACACUGACGCUCGGCGGAUGUGAAGUCUUACUCACGCCUAAGUAAAUGACCGGGCUCCGGUAGCGUCUGAAUGGGCUUUCCCACCGAGCACAUUGCCAUCGUAUACGCAUCAUCCCUUCUUCUAGCGCAGGGUAGUCCGCCUUAUCCAGUGCGUCACUGCGUGUGCUUUAACUAGACUGCCGGCCGCAACGGUUCCUCGGAGCAAACUGCUCCAAAAAACAGCACCUCCUGUACGUGACGAAGACGUGUGUGCGUGUGAUUUUUGCAGCGAGGUGUGGCAUUGUCUGUUCAUCUGUGUGUAUACGUGAGGCGCGAGAUGCUGCGUGUUUUGCUCCGUGCGAUGAGAACUCAGCAGCACUCAGCUCUCCGUGCCUCCGUGUCCUCGUAUGUGUGUGUGCACGUGAAGUGAACAGAACUCUCAUAAAUGCUGCAAUUAGAGGACGUUUUCACAUCCGUGUGCUCCUCUCCGCACUAAUUGGGUGCAAUCGACGUGUUGUUUCCUAGAGAUUCGCCGCUAACGACUGUGCGCACGUGGUGUAGAAUAUGCCGGUGGCGUGAUGUCAGUUACUUUUGCAAAAUUGCCUCUAACACGACUGACCUACCAACCUAUUUGUUUCAUUGCUGAACAUUUAGUAGGGAAGCAAAUCACCCGAGUUCGCCGAUUGUCUGUCGGAACAGUGCUCGCGAGAAGAAAAAAAAGAAAAAAAAGAGUAACUAACUUGAAAGUGUGAAGAUGUGGACGCGCGUGGCUAGUAUAUAGCCUCGUCGCGCUUGCGCGUGCUUUCAUUGUGCGAAUGACGCGCCUCCAUGAGAGUGAUGUAUGUAAGACAUUUGCAGAGCUGCACCACAGGAACCAGAUGUGAGCUCUUUCCUGCUACUACGACAGCACUGGUUUUGCGAGCAGCAUAAGGCGCUCAAAUUAAAAUUCGGUGUUGUUUAGAUUAUAUGGGAGCUUAGCACGUCACUGAAGGAAAGCUACACGUUCUGUAGAAAGAAAAAAAGGAAAUGACCGGUUCAGCAGGUUGACUAAGUAUGAGCUUUGCUUGCUACCCAACGCGUAAGGAAGGAAAGAUUCGUCGUUGCGAAGCGCCGCAAGUGACGCUUAUGUUGACUGAUGGACGUCACGUUCUAUAUCGCUGCGACAACUUGCUUUCCAAUUAUUUUUAUACCAAAAGUAGGAACCAGCUGAACCACAUACCCGCCUCCGUCACCGUGCAAAUUGGUUCUGCUGCUCCUAAGUCUGCUCAUGACAGUCCCUGCCUGAGACAGCGUUACUUCGCAGUAGUCAUCUUUGCUGAUGUCAUGUCACAUGUAACUCAGUCAUAGAUGGUUCCUUUCAUAACGUUCUCUUGGACCUUGGUGGUGCUGGAAUCAAAUAUUGAAUGAAGGCGCGGGGAACUAACGCGCUAAAUUGUCCCAUUAAAAAAGUGGAUGCUCUCCCAUUUUUGACCGCCUUCGUAAAAUGCCAACCUUUCUCCGGUUGCCAACUAAACAUUGUAUUAUGGCACGUACCACGUGUCAACGGAAGUUCCUUAACCAUACGGUGCAUUUUUGUCUAGAAGCCUCUAUUGGGGUUCAUGUUUCAAUGAUCCAUGCAGUGGCUUACUCGAACAAUUUUGCAUUUACUCAUUGCUGUUUCACCUGUGUAUAAACGACCAAACUUCUGAAAAAGCUUUCUUCGCUUUAUUUUUCUCGGGG